Messenger RNA from Carcharodon carcharias (great white shark), 2968 nucleotides. RefSeq names its product heterochromatin protein 1, binding protein 3 (gene hp1bp3). Gene Ontology annotation, cellular component: nucleus; chromosome; nucleosome. Gene Ontology annotation, biological process: heterochromatin organization; nucleosome assembly. The record is from RefSeq and is a predicted model, not a curated record. The transcript has 12 exons. Gene Ontology annotation, molecular function: nucleosome binding; DNA binding. Bases 127 to 1647 code for a protein of 506 amino acids. NCBI's taxonomy places the organism in Eukaryota, Metazoa, Chordata, Chondrichthyes, Lamniformes, Lamnidae.
CAUUGUCCGUUGGGUGACGGUGUUUCCGGUCGAGGGGAAAGAGGCGGCGGAGCGAGAGCAGCGGCCGGAGAGGCAGAGGGACAGAGACUGAGAGAGAGGAAGGCCACUGUGAAUAACGUUGCAGACAUGCCUAUUCGACGGAAUGCUAGCCCUUCUGCACAGGAAACUCCUGUGAAAAACAAACCUACUGCAGAUGCUGAUGUGACUUCUGAAGAAUCUGUGUCAGCGGAGGAAGAACCAGAAAAUGAUACUUCAGCCCAGGAGGAGGAAAAGAAAGAAGCAGAAAAAAGUGGCGAUGAAGAGAAAGAAACCAAAUCUUCAGAGGAGCCUAAAAAGGAAGAAAAGGAGCCAACCAAGGAUAAGAAGAUUAAGAAGACCAUUCCAUCUUGGGCUACAUUGUCUGCCAGUCAACUGGCUCGAGUGCAGAAAAAUUCUCAGAUCAGUGCUACAGCACGACCAAAAAUGGAUGCUAUUGUCAUAGAAGCUAUUAAGGCUUGUUUUCAGAAGUCUGGUGCUUCCGUUGUUGCCAUAAGAAAAUAUAUCAUUAACAAGUAUCCAUCGCUGGAAUUGGAGCGCAGGGGAUAUAUACUAAAACAAGCCUUAAAACGGGAAAUACAACGUGGUGCUAUCAAACAGGUGAAGGGAAAAGGUGCUUCGGGAAGUUUUGUGGUGGUCGCAAAUGCAGGAAAACAAGCAAAUAAGUCAAAACAGGAUAAAAAGAAAACCACUUCAUCUGGACCAACGGAGCAGCCAAUAAAACUGGAGGAUGCUCUACCACUGGCAUUCACAAAGCUGUGUGAACCUAAAGAGGCAUCAUACAGUCUUAUCAAGAAAUAUCUUCUUCAAUAUUAUCCCAAACUGAAUGCUGAGAGCAGGCCCUAUUUACUCAAACAGGCUUUGCAAAGAGCAGUAGAUAAGGGUCAGCUGGAGCAGAUCACUGGCAAGGGAGCAUCGGGCACAUUCCAGCUCAAAAAAGCUGGAGACAAGCCAUUGUUAAGUGGAGGCCCAUUUGAGGAUGCAAUCCUUAGUGCCAUAACUGCCAUGAAUGAACCUAAAACCUGCUCAACAACAGCUCUUAAAAAAUAUGUCUCUGAGAAAGUUCCUGCAACAAAUUCUAAUUUCCAGAUGCAUAUGCUGAAGCGAACUCUGCAGAAGUGUGAAAAAAACGGAUGGAUUGAACAGAUUUCUGGGAAAGGAUUCAGUGGCUCUUUCCAGCUUUGUUUCCCGUUCUACCCCAGCCCUGGUAUCCUUUUCCCAGAAAAGCAGCAUCAGGAAGAGGAGGAAGAAUCUGAGGAGGAGGAAGAGGAGGAUGAUGACGAAGAGCAAUCAGAGUCAGAAGAGGAAGAAUCUGAUGACGAGCCACCUAAAAAAAGGCACAAGGCAGUUCCACGAGCCAAGGCUAAGCUGCAGAAACGAAAAGCUGCCACGCCGAAGAAAGCAGUCGCUACUAAAAGGAGCACGCCGUCAAGGAAAGUAUCAGCAAAAAAAGUGGCUAAAAAGUCCAGGCCCAUGCCAGUGAAGUUAGCCAAAAAGCCAACAGCGAUUAAAAAACCUCGGCAUGGGUCUCCUAAAAUGUCUCCAGCAACCCCAAAGAAGGUGAAAGGACCCGUCAAGACCACAAGGCAUUCACAGAGGCAGAAAAAGUAGCAAAGGCAAAGCUGGAAUGCUUUUCUUUAGUGGUGCAUGUUUUUGUCAUUUGAAACACACCACGUGACACAAUACUUUUCUGCAGCUAACCUAGAAAAAGUAGAAACUUAUUUUUAGAUAAUUAUGUAGAAUGCUAUUUUAGAUAAGCUGUUGGACAUCAACUUGUUUCAAGAAGGUUUUUAUUAGUUUAAUGGGUUUUAACACUUUAUAUUUAAGUGUGUGACCUUAUGAUGAAAUAGUAGGCAACACACUCGGUUUUUACCUUUUAAGUGAGGAGCAAACAAAAAUGCUGGUUGACUUAAAUGAAAAUCAUGAAUUUGAAAAAUUCAUUUGUUGCUGUAACCUUUUAGAAGUUAAUAUCUGACCUCCAUAGUUGAUGGAUCCCUCCUGGGCAGACAGUGGUGUAGUGGUAAUGUCAUUAAAUUAGUAAUCUAGAGGCCCAGACUGAUUUUCUGGGGACAUAGGUUAAAGUUCACCAUGGCAGCUGGUGGAAUUUAAAUUCAAUUAAAAACUGGAAUUGAAAGCUAGUCUCAGUAAUAGUGAGCAUGAAUCUAUCAUUGAUUGUCGUAAAACCUCAUCUGGUUCACUAAUGCCUUUUAGGGAAGGAAAUCUGCCACCCUUACUUGGUCUGGCCUACAUGUGACUCCAGACCUUCAGCAAUGUGGUUAACUCUUAACUGCCCUCUGCAAUGGCACUCACUGCAAGGGCAAUUGGGGAGUGGGGGAGCAGCAAAUGCUGGCCUUGCCAGCGAUACCCACAUUCCACCAAAGUAUUCAAGAAAAGAGGUGGGGAUAAUGUUCUCGCUAAGCUGCCUGCAUAUGCAGCAGCUGGGAAGGUACCACGAAGACCAUGUGCUGUGUUAAAUAAUAUAUAAAACUAAAGGUAACACACAUUCAAAAAGUUGGCCACACAAUAAAAACAUUUUAAAAGGAAUAUUGCUUGGGGAAGGUAUAUUUGUGCCAUGAUAUAAUAAGAUUCAACAUUACUGCCUUAGCAUUGGAUCGUGAAAACUAAAGGAGAAAACUCCAAAAGUGAAGAUGAGAACAAAUUAUUUUGGCAUGUCUUUACCUUUUGAGGUCAUGUAUUAUCUUAAGUUCAUUAACAUUGUUCAAAAUCCCUGUAUAAUUUGUAUUGGAGAUCAGUGUAAUGAAAUCACCCUUCACACACUGUACGUGUAUUGAUGAAUGUUGCUACUCAGUUUUACUUUUUGAUAAUUGCAUAAGUGUCAGAUUUGUUGAAGUACAGUACUUGCAUGCAGCACCAUUUUGUUAAGCUUUUUUCUGUAAUCUUGUCUCACUUAGUAAAAAUACUGUACAUUGUA